AGGAGGCGGGACUUCCGCAGAAAGCUUGACUGGGCCUAUCCUUGGCUGCAACCGCGCGGAGGCGCAAGAAGGGCUGGAACUGGAGAGGGAGGGGUCUGCAGACUGUCGGCGGCCCGGCUGGAAAUGGGGCGGAGGGCCUCGAGGUAGCGGGAGAGGUGUCGGGGCGCCGCGAGCCGGCCUGCAGGUCCCGGGCAGGAACCACAGAGCCUUGUUCGGGGCUCGCCGGGGCGCGGAGAGGCUUGGUUCCCACGUCAGGGCUGGGAGGAGCCGGCGAGUUACCUAGGGGUGUGCGGGGACUGCCCCGCGACUGUGGACGAUGCCGUACCUUGGCUCCGAGGACGUGGUGAAGGAGCUGAAGAAAGCUCUGUGUAACCCUCACAUUCAGGCGGAUAGGCUGCGCUACCGGAAUGUCAUCCAGCGAGUGAUUAGGCACAUGACUCAGGGCUUGGACAUGUCUGGUGUUUUCAUGGAAAUGGUGAAGGCCAGUGCCACCGUAGAUAUUGUUCAGAAGAAGUUGGUUUAUCUGUACAUGUGUACCUAUGCCCCCCUGAAACCAGAUCUGGCUCUCUUGGCCAUUAAUACGCUGUGCAAAGACUGUUCGGAUCCCAAUCCAAUGGUGCGGGGGCUGGCAUUACGGAGCAUGUGUAGUCUCAGGAUGCCUGGUGUGCAGGAAUACAUCCAACAGCCUAUUCUCAAUGGUCUGCGAGAUAAGGCUUCAUAUGUCAGGAGGGUGGCAGUCCUUGGUUGUGCCAAGAUGCAUAAUCUUCACGGAGACUCGGAAGUGGACGGUGCCCUGGUAAAUGAAUUAUACAGUUUGCUGCGUGACCAGGAUCCAAUUGUGGUUGUGAACUGCCUGAGGUCUCUAGAGGAAAUUCUGAGACAGGAAGGAGGUGUUGUCAUCAACAAGCCCAUCGCCCACCAUCUCUUAAAUCGAAUGCCAAAACUGGACCAAUGGGGCCAGGCUGAAGUAUUGAACUUUCUGCUACGCUACGAACCCCGCAGUGAGGAGGAGCUGUUUGACAUUCUCAAUCUGUUGGAUAGCUUUCUCAAGAGCAGUAGCCCAGGUGUGGUGAUGGGAGCCACGAAACUCUUUCUGAUCUUGGCAAAAAAAUUCCCCCACGUACAAACCGACGUGCUUGUGCAAGUCAAGGGACCUUUGCUGGCCGCCUGUUCUUCAGAGAGCCGCGAGCUCUGCUUUGCUGCCCUCUGUCACGUGCGUCAGAUCUUGCAUAGUCUGCCGGGUCACUUUAGCAGCCACUACAAAAAGUUUUUUUGCUCUUACUCGGAGCCGCACUACAUCAAGCUGCAGAAGGUGGAGGUGCUGUGUGAGCUGGUGAACGAUGAGAACGUGCAGCAGGUGCUAGAGGAGCUCCGGGGCUACUGUACCGAUGUGUCAGCCGACUUUGCCCAGGCUGCCAUCUUUGCCAUAGGUGGUAUUGCCAGGACCUACACAGAUCAGUGUGUGCAGAUUCUAACAGAGUUGCUGGGGCUUCGACAAGAGCACAUCACCACAGUGGUGGUGCAAACUUUCCGAGACCUGGUUUGGUUGUGUCCUCAGUGUACGGAAGCUGUGUGUCAGGCCCUGCCCGGCUGUGAGGAGAACAUUCAAGAUAGCGAGGGGAAACAGGCCCUUAUUUGGCUCCUUGGUGUCCAUGGGGAGAGAAUUCCCAAUGCUCCCUAUGUGUUGGAAGACUUCGUGGAGAAUGUGAAGUCAGAGACGUUUCCAGCUGUGACGAUGGAGCUGCUCACUGCACUGCUGCGCCUUUUCCUCUCCCGGCCCGCCGAGUGCCAGGACACGCUGGGGCGCCUGUUACAUUACUGCAUAGAGGAAGAAAAGAAUAUGGCAGUACGAGACCGAGGUCUCUUUUAUUACCGCCUUCUCUUAGCCGGCAUUGAUGAAGUGAAGCAGAUCCUCUGUAGCCCUAAAUCUGACCCUUCUCUUGGACUUUUGGAAGAUCAGGCAGAAAGACCUGUGAAUAGCUGGGCCUCGGACUUCAACACGCUGGUGCCAGUCUAUGGCAAAGCCCGCUGGGCAACCAUCUCUAAAUACCAGGGGGCAGAGCGUCGGGGCCCAGAGCUUCCUGACACUGCGUGCUUUGCCACCUCAGGUCCCCUGAUUCCUGAAGAGAACAAGGAGAGGGUACAAGAACUCCCUGAUUCUGGAGCCCUCGUGCUAGUCCCCAAUUGCCAGCUUACUGCUGAGUAUUUUGAGAAAACUUGGUUUAGCCUGAAAGUUGCUCAUCAGCAGGUGUUCCCUUGGCGGGGAGCAGUCCAUCCUGACACCCUCCAGAUGGCCCUACAAGUAGUGAACAUCCAGACCAUCGCAAUGAGCAGGGCUGGGGCUCACCCGUGGAAAGCCUAUCUCAGUGCUCAGGAUGACACUGGGUGUCUGUUCCUAACAGAACUGCUGUUGGAGUCCGAGAACUCGGAAAUGCAGAUCUCUGUGAAACAAAAUGAGCCGAGGACUGAGACACUGAAUAGUUUUAUUUCUGUAUUAGAAACUGUGUUUGGAACAAUUGGAGACAUAAAAUCAUAACAGAUUCUUGCUGCCUGUCCUAAGUGAGAUGAACAGCUAUCAGAGUUCCUAGUUUUUCUUAUUAGAGUUGCCUGUAAGUCCAGAUGAUAUCCAAUGCAAUGGAGAAUGAGCAAUCUCAGAAUCAGGAUUCUUAUGGUUUUGUCCAAAGACUGUUGGCUUAUUCCUCUCAUACCUAUUGGUGGAUGACCCCAUUUUUUCAGGUGAUGUUGAAAAGGUUAAUGUUGGUAAGGGGAUGGGAACAGGCUAAGGAAAGGAUUUGGAUUCUUUUCUAAUCCGUUUUAGGGAUUGUCGUACUUAUUAAAGAUGCCUGAAGUCUAUGGAAACUGGUGAAGUCAUCGUUCGUGGAGGUCAUCUUUUCUUCCCUGUGUUACUGCAAUAAAUUCCUCACUGGCCUCAUACUCCUAAUCAUGCUUUUUAAGGCCAGAGUUCAAAGUCCUUAGUGCAGUAUCCAGAGUACCUCUGCCGUGUCACAUCUCACUGCUUGCCCAGACGCUGUUCUUGCCAAAGCAAACCACUUGCAUUCCUUGAAUGCACAAGGCGCUCUCUCACCUCUGUGCUUUGGUACUUGCUUUUAUUUCUUAGCUAGAACAUUUCCUUACCCUCCUAUCUUCUUUCUUUAAGUGAAAUCUAGUCUGUCAGUGUUCCGCUCAGUCAUGAGCUCUUUCAGGAAGCGUUCUGUGACCCUCACUGCCUUCAUUAUGGAUCCUGUUCAAGCUGUCAAGGCUUCCAGUGCAUGUGUCCCCCUGCUACUGUUGUAACUGUUUUCUGUCACUCUUCCUUGCUUUUAAUUUUAUUCAUACCUACCCACAUUUUAUACAUUAAUCGAGGCAACUUAUGGCAAGAGCAGAUGUAAUAAAAUGAUUUAAAGUACAAAUAACCAGUAAAUUAUAGACAACCAGAGGAUCCACAACAGGGAAAGUAGAAAUACCUCUUAAGCCCGGCUUGGUUAGAGAUGGGGAGUUACACAAAUGUUCAGGCUUAAGGGCCUACAUACUUGGUAGAGAGGAGUCUCCAAUGUAGCUCUGUAAGUGAUUUAGCAGUCAGGCUGAAGAGAAGUAGUUAUAUAGUUGUCAUCAGAGAAGAAGAAACCCUCCAAUAUUAAUUUCUAAAAGAAAUUUACACAUAGUUUCACAUGGGUAGCACUGAGUGGUAGGUACAAAAUUGUUAUGGGAAGUUAGCAAUGGGUUUGUCAUGACUUAACGGUGUUCUUCAGUGAAAGAGAAUGUAACUUUAACAUGGAACUUAGGGCAUUUCUUCAAGGACGUAAGAUAACAUGAUCCAAAUAUCAUCUAGCUUAAUUCAAUGACUUCUUCAACUUAGAUACAUAAAUGGACUGCAUACCUUAAAAAAUUUUUUUUCACCCCUCACUUCUCUCAACUAGGCUCUUAAUAAGAAGAGUUUAUAACAGUGUUGAAUUUUCUGGCAAGGGCCUGGGGUUUGUGCAUUGUUCCCCCCUGGAAAAUUUCCCAGGACAGUGAUUUUCUUUCCUUCUAUCUCCAUAGUUGGCCACAUGGUGAUUACUCAAUAAAUGUUUAUUGAAUGAGUGGCUGUAA
Messenger RNA from Herpailurus yagouaroundi (jaguarundi), 4089 nucleotides. It is a transcript of the gene AP4B1, whose product is annotated as adaptor related protein complex 4 subunit beta 1. The record is from RefSeq and is a predicted model, not a curated record. Lineage: Eukaryota; Metazoa; Chordata; Mammalia; Carnivora; Felidae. Gene Ontology annotation, molecular function: clathrin binding. Gene Ontology annotation, cellular component: clathrin adaptor complex; membrane coat. The transcript is spliced from 11 exons. Gene Ontology annotation, biological process: vesicle-mediated transport; intracellular protein transport. Bases 317 to 2536 code for a protein of 739 amino acids.